AGUGACUUUGUUGGACGCUUCAGUUCACUACGAAACGUUGAUGUGCGCGGUUGUUGGCGCGAUUGACAAGCAAGAACAAAAGCAAAGCGGUGAAAUUAUAAUAACAAAACGUAAAGACGUUCAAAUUGCGCGAGAAACCGGUUGAAUAAACGCCUAUCAUUUGCACUAAAAUACCGGCUGCUUAUUUGCAAGUGUGUAAUUAGUGAAGACGAGUGAUAAAAGUGGAAAAAAUAAAGAAAUAAAAAACAACAAAAAUAAAGUAGUGUUUUCACGGUUGUUAUUAAAGGCCUGAUCGCUCCGUUCGAAGUUGAAGUAAACAAAAUAAAGUUGUCGCAUUCAAAAGCACAAAAAAAGAAGGUGAAGAAGUUUACUAAAGCGAAAGAUAAAGAAAAGCACAUAAACAUACAUACAUAUAUACGAAAAUAAAUAUACUUAAGAUAACGAUCGAGUGCUGCAAAAUAGAAAUAAUGAAAAGUUAAAAGGCUAAACGAAGAUAACACCAAGCACAGCGAGCGGAAAAAGCUUGUCCACGCAAACAAACCCGGAGAGAGAGACAGUCCGAUAGGGCUGAAGGGUACUACAGCCUUCCACAGGAACCAGUCCAAAUACAAUGUCACAAAUACACACACAAACGCUUCUGCGCAGAUUGCCACUGCAGCUCGUCUAUAUCGGCUUGGCGCUUGCCAUUUGCCUACCCCCACUAGUGAGCGCCUAUAAUGAGAACUUGCAUCAACGCGAUGGCAUACAUGUGCCAUGUAGCUUCUUCGAUACGGUCAACGUGACGGGUGAUCCGCAUUUCCCUAACGGUUCAUAUCUACACGAUGGCACUAUGAUACCUUCACAGCUGAUCGGCAAAUAUGACUAUAUUUACACGGAUCUCGUGCGGCGUGUCGAAGUGGAGUCACAUGUGCGAGCUUGCAUUUGUAAACUGAAGCCGUGCAUCAAUAUCUGUUGUCCUUGGGGCGCCAGCUAUAGUACCAAUGAGAGCGCUUGCGUCAACAAUACCGACUAUGCGUGGCCCCAGCCGCUGUUGAAUGUGACUAUGCCGGAUGAAACAUUGAAGGCGAUGAAUAUUUUCACUGAAUUUGCUGUGCAGAGUUUUCGACCAUGUGAAUUUAUGUUCUCACUGCAACCGGAGCUCGGCUCUUUCGACGAUUGGAAGCUGUUCGAGAAUGGCACACUACUGCGCGUGUUCGACAUGGUCUACCUCACCAAGAGCGAAUUCUGUUUCCAUCCAACGGUGGCGAAUGACACUACAGACACCAUGUAUAUCAUCAAUCCGGCUAAUUGCAACUAUGACUCGGAUUACAGCACCAUUAAAACAAUAAAUGCUUAUGCCAUGUUGUUUUCCAUACCGUUCAUGAUACUCACCAUUGUCGUUUACCUGAGCAUACCAGAGCUACGCAAUCAACACGGCAAAUCGUUGGUUUGCUAUCUGAUCGGACUCAUCAUUGGUUACUCGUUGCUGGCGAUGAGUUCGCUGCAAUUGGAUGCAUAUUCCAGUCUGGCGUUCUGCAAAUCGCUCGGUUAUGUCGCCUAUUACUUCUUUAUGGCUGCCUUCUUUUGGCUUAGUGUUAUCAGCUUCGAUUUAUGGCAUAACUUCCGUGGGACGCGGGGCAUCAAUCGUUUUCAGGAGAAGAAACGUUUUCUCGUCUAUUCGCUGUAUGCUUGGGGCAUACCGGUGCCCUUCUUGAUCUUCACGUGGUAUGCGCAGGAGAUUGCUGCUAUACCGGAUUAUUGGAAGCCCGGUAUUGGCGGUGGCGAAUAUUGUUGGCUGGACAUGCGCACCUGGUCAGCGAUGAUUUACUUCUUUGGUCCAAUCGUUCUCAUAAUCAUGGCUAACAGCAUAAUGUUCGUCUUGACAGCCAUGAAGAUACACAAGGUCCAACGUGAAAUGGCGCGUAUAAUGGCACGCGAGGAUAGCACAAAGAACUUACGCACCGAAAAGGAUAAAUUCGGUCUCUUUCUGCGCUUAUUCAUGGUCAUGGGCGUCACAUGGUCUAUGGAGAUCUUCUCGUAUUUUGUUGGCGCCGAUAGAGGCUGGGCCAAAAUCUUCUACAUUUCGGACAUCUGCAAUGCCAUACAAGGUUUCCUCAUAUUCAUGUUGUUUGUCAUGAAGAAGAAGGUCAAGCAUUUGAUAACAAAUCGCACGGUGCGCAUACGCAGUUACCGUCAAACCGAGUCGACGACUGUCGGCGGCGGCAGCAUCUCGAUGCGCCGGCGCUUUCAAAAUGUCUCACUGCACAUAAGACAGUUAAUUGUGAUACGAAGCGCUUUCAAUCCGCCGUCCACACGAAAUCACAGCAGCAACAACACAAGUAAUCGCUUCACGCAUUCGCACACGGUGUAAUUUGUCAGGGGAAUUCGCAAAUUUUCGACAUUCGCAUAUCAUUCCGUAAAGUUUUGAACUAGCCCGGUGGGUAAAAAUCAACAAAAAAACGAAAAAGUCAAAUGUGCUCGUGAUUUUGAAUGUAAAUAUGUGUAUUAAUUUAGGAGAACUCUAUGUCGUCUUUUUGAGGUUAUGUGCAACCGUGUUGAACUAAAAACAAAUUAACCUACAGCGUCUCAAGCUGCGAUUACUUAAUAAUUAUCUAUCAUAACGCUAAUUGCUGCAAACAUAUUCGAAUUUUUGUUAUAAAAAUUGUAGGUGACAGUUCAGAUUUCGCCAAAGAGACUCCGAAGAAGCUUUUUCGAUCUAUAUUUCAUCAUAAGGAACCGUAAUUCACUAGUAACGCCCGAAAUGUUUGAUUUCCGCUAGUUCAUUCUCUGCAUUUUUUAGCACUUAUACUUUUUAAUAUCUUAAAAAUGAACUUUCCUAAACUAAAAAUACGAGAAAUGCGCAUAUAUUGUACUCAGCGGCAUCUAGCGUGCUUUAUUUAAGGCUAAGCCGACGCCACUUAAAAACUAACUCUGAAACAAUGAGCAUUUUACUGAAAUUUUCCUUCUUCUUUUUUAGCAACAUAGCCUUGGGUGGUCUAUUGCUUCCGUCACUAUCUUCCUCCAGGUUUCCCGAUCUGCUACUAAGCACCUUCAGUUUGACAAGCUUAUCUCGUUGAGGUCAUCGAUCAUUGUAUCUACCUAUACUUUUCUUGGUCUGCCCUUAGAUAAGAAACAUUUGGUUGUUUCUAGAAGGCCUUUUCACGUUUUUUUUUUUUUUUUGAUUUGGCAUUAUUUUCCCAAGCCCAAGUCAGCGUAUUCACUAGGUUUCUAUCAAAAUUUUGACGUUUUGUCCAAUAUGAAUAUAGACCCUGUCAAGAAAGUAUCGGGAUUUCCUCAUUUCCCUCUCUCAUCUCCCGCUUAUAUGGAAGACAGGUAAGGUAAGGUUGUACCAACCCAGAAAAAAAAAUUUACCUGUCUUUCAUAUAAGCGGAAGUUUUAAAUGAAGAAUUUCCGAUACUUUCUGGACAGGGUGUACAUAUAAAUCCAAUCUAAAGAAAUAAAGUGUUGAAGGGGAAAUAAGGUAUUGCAGAUCGGAACGAUAAAGUGAUUGGACCAUAAAUUUUUCUUUAGAUUUUCCUACCAAAAGAUGAUGUGUGGUGCACGUUAGUCACCUUCAUCGUCCAGACUUCACAACCGUAUGUUAGGAUCGACGCAGGAAUGCAUUAAGAUCCCACCACCUUUUCUUGGCCAUUACAUUUACACCUAAUCGUAACUUCAAGAUCUAACCCCUUUGAGUAUUUAUACCCUGAACAGUGAGCCAAUAAGUUUGUCGUAUCACCCACCAGGAAACGUUGGAGACCCUAUGAAGUGUAUAUAUGUAUGUAUAUAUGAGCUGAGUUUAUUUAACCAAGUCCGCUGAUCAGUUGGCCGCACCGCCAACAUUGAACUACUAUAGAAUAUACCUGCCAUAAAAACUGAUCGAUCCAACCAAGUUUUCAUGUCGAAGGUGUUUGACAAGCUAAGUUCAGGAAAUCCGGUACAGAUUAUUUGAAGAAAUAUCGACCGAUGAUUCCACCGUCCCACCAACCAAACCAAACCGUUGUUUUUGCUGGAUGAAAUGACAGCUCUUGAAUUUCUUGAGGUUGAUUUUCUUCCCAAAUAAGAAAUUUUGCUUGUUUCUCACCUAUUGAGCCAGAAUUGGGCCUCAUUGCUGAGAAAUUUUUAAUUCCAAAAUGUCGGAUCUUCUUGGAACUUUUUUAAAGCCCACAGAGUGAAGCGCUGUCGCUUGGGAAGGACCAGCGGUUUCAGUUCUCUUAGAUGCAGCAUUUUGUACGCUUCCAAUUUAAGAUCUCGACAAUGCGACAAGUCGUUCCAUACGUUACUUGCGGCUGCUAUAUUUUCUUCACUGCGUGCUGGACGUGGCCUAUUCGGUCGAAUAUUAUCUAAUAAGGAAUGCUAGGUCUCAAGAUGGUGUAGGCGAGUUUCAAACUGAUGCAAAAGAGUCUUUGUCUAGCCAGUGCUGGAGAGAUAGAAAAUAUCAUUGCUUUCAUCUUUCCUUAAGCCUUUCUUCGACAUUUCAUCUCACAAAACCGACUGAGUCGACCUUUAUGACACUCUAUAUACAUACAUAUUUAAAGCAACUUAGGCAGGUUAGAUAACCGUUGUACAACCUGAUAUUUAUCUUUUUAGAAAAAUUAGUACCUUCCUAGCCAUUCUAUAACCAAGGACACUUAUGAUCUUUCAUUAUCGCUAAGUAAUUAUUGCUUUCCACAGUUAUCACAGAUAGUGACCUUAUUGGGUACACAUUUCGGUGCUUCGAGGUUGCCUAAUAAGUUUAAAAUCUAUCUAGAACUCGACUAUUUACUUUAAGUACUAUACAAAAUUUAGAAAAACGAAAAAUCCCAGUGACGGCACUCUUGCUUGUCCAUUAUUACGCGCAAACACGGUAUAAGGAAAAGCUUCGCUUAAAGGACUCGCUUGCUACGCGCUCAGCUGUGGUGCUUUGGUGAUGUCAUGCGCCAUGCUCUUAUAUAAUGCAACGCUUUUGAAAAAAAAAAAUUAUUGCCUGCCAUUAAAUUUCGCUCAUUUGUACAAAGUUUCACAUUACAGCUAUGUAUUAUUGAAAUUUUUAUAUAACAUAAUUCAUCAUCAUACAUACUUACAUACAUAUACAAUACAUUUGUACAUAUGCGUAAACAAUAUUUCAACACAUACAUAUUUACAAUAUAAAAUAAAGAACUUA
This is a messenger RNA of Bactrocera neohumeralis, 5122 nucleotides long. Its product is annotated as G-protein coupled receptor Mth2-like. Gene Ontology annotation, cellular component: membrane. The transcript has 8 exons. Lineage: Eukaryota; Metazoa; Arthropoda; Insecta; Diptera; Tephritidae. Bases 611 to 2350 code for a protein of 579 amino acids. Gene Ontology annotation, molecular function: G protein-coupled receptor activity. The record is from RefSeq and is a predicted model, not a curated record. Gene Ontology annotation, biological process: G protein-coupled receptor signaling pathway; cell surface receptor signaling pathway.